GGGCCGGAACAGGGUGGCACUUCCCAGGAGCUCCAAACCAGCGACGUCUUUCGAAGAUAGGGGGCAGAGUGGGCGGUUGACCGUUGGCCUGGUAGAUCGGGGGUGGGGAGAGCUGUUGCUUUCAGUACGUGGCCUUGAACCCCUAUUCUGUUGCUCUCAUUCGCCCGAUUCAUCCUCAUCCGGGGUUGGAGGGCAUCGGUGCCCCCUGUCUCCUUAAUGAAAAGUUCAUUUUAAUGACCCGUCUGGGACACGCCCGGUCCGGCACCAUAGAGACUCCGGUGGGAAUCCCUGCCUCGGGGCCAGCUCCCGGUUCCAAAGCCUGGAUAGGCAUCCAUGCUUAGAAGAUGGCAUUUCAUGCAUCAAAAUUAAAAGAUAAUACCAAACUCAAUCCUGCAGCAGAUUUGAAGGAAGAAGAUUUGUCUAAGCCUACGUAUUUCUCCGACAGAGCCAUUUAUGAAAGCAAAGAACUGGACAAUGAAGCCGAAGAGCUGGAGCAUGAGGCCGAAGACGUGGACCUUAAGUCCGAAGAGCUGGACCAUAAGACCGAAAAGCUGGACCAUAAGGCCAAAGAGCUGGACCAUGAAGCCAAAGAGUUGGACCGUUGCACCGAAGAGCUGGAACAUUGUGCCCAAGACUUGGGUCAUCAUGCCCAAGACCUGGGUCAUCGCUCCCAAGAGCUGGGUCAUUACUCCCAAGAGCUGGACAUUGACACCCAAGAGCUGGAUGUUGACCCCGAGGACCUGGAUGUUUACACCGAAGAGAUGGGCUCUGAGACCCUACUGCUGGACCCUGAGUCUGAGGGGUUGGUCCUUGAGGCUGAGAAGGUGGACCGUGAGACAGAAGAGGUGGACCAUAAGGCAGAAGAAGUGGACCAUAAGACCCAAGAACUGGAACGUGCAGCCGAAGAGCUGGACCCUAAGCCUGAAGACCUGGGCCCUGAAUCUGAAGAUCUAAGAGAUUAUCUUGGUAGGGAGGGUGGCUUGCUUUCUGACCAGGCCGUGUUGGUGCCCUGCACAUUAGCCAUCUCCGUGGCCUUCCCAGAGGUUACUGCUACGAAGCAAAAGAACCUGCUUGCAGUGGAAAAAAAAAAAAGCUACCUGAAGUAGUUCCAGGAAAACAGCCACGUUUCUAUCA
Messenger RNA from Ornithorhynchus anatinus (platypus), 1134 nucleotides. RefSeq lists its product as uncharacterized. Lineage: Eukaryota; Metazoa; Chordata; Mammalia; Monotremata; Ornithorhynchidae. The transcript is spliced from 3 exons. Bases 345 to 1106 code for a protein of 253 amino acids. The record is from RefSeq and is a predicted model, not a curated record.